UGUCUAACUUGCAGCGAGCGACACUGAUGAUAAUUUCAUUGAUAGUGCUGGAUUAUCUCAGUCUCGGGACCCAUUUCCAGCGUGCAAGGUCGACAGCCACUAAUUUGUUCAAUGAAAAUGCUCUCAGUAAUGCUACGAACACUAUACUAUACCGGGUACUGUUUUGCGUUGUUUAUAACGCCGUGGGUGCUGUAUUUUGUCUUUUGGAAAAAGGACGUUGCAAGCACUAGAUGUAGUGAAAAGGAUAUUGUCUAUCCGAUUAAAUACAUAGUAGCCAAAAGGAAGAUAAAAUACUAUCAGAAGAAAUGGCAUAAAUACAUAAAUCGUCUAGGCAAUGACGUUGAGACAAAUAUAUUGAUUCCACACGUGCAUCAUGUAAAUAUGCAUCAUUUUUAUGGGGCCGAUCAAAACGGAAAUUGUUUGUCGUUGAAGUUUGCGAUAGGAGUCGACAACAUCGUUGAAAUAUUUUUAUGUAUCCGGUUGGAGAAUGGCUGCACUUAUGUAUUUCCAGAAAAAAAUCACAUAGUAGAAACCAAUAUCACUAAGCAGCAAUGGAAAGCUAAGGGGUUGGAAAUAGAGACCUUGGAACCAUUUAGAAGAUUGAGGAUAACAUUCAACGGACUAUUACAAAAUGCCUCUAGCCAACAAAAUGAACAUGUGAUCUUCAAAUUCAUAUUCAACUCUGCUGCCUCACCACGUUUCAUACCACAGGAUGUUGAUGCAAGUCAGCUUGCCAGUUCGCUUGCACAAGAGUACUGGAGAGACGGGUCUUGGGCCAAUUUACUGUAAAUAUUAUUUUACAUGCGUAAUACAAUUAAUAGUAACUCAAAUAAGGAGUAAAAUAACCUUUACUGUUUCGACUCUCACCACUGGGAUAUCAAAAACGGUACCAAUAGUAGAAAGAAGCAAUGCCAGAUACUUGGCAACAAUCUUCACAGGUUCGAAAUAUAAACCAAGGCAGAUUCCUGAGAAUUUAAAUUAGUAUAAAAUAUCCGAUAAACUGACGUUGAUUAAUGUAUUCUUCCUGAUGGCAGCUAACUUAAUGCCAUAUUCCCACGUCCAGGAAAUUAUCCGACAUAAAAUGAGAUACCUUAUGAGAAUUUGUCAGAGCUGCUCAUCUAUUUACUAUCUAUACUUUGAAAAUGUUAGUAUCACAUACACUACAUCGCCAUCUAUGAGACACAAACCUUUUCAAAGUAUAGAUAGUAAAUAGAGAUGCCACGGUAACUAAUAAUAAUAAUAAAAGACCUUUAUUAACCUGGCGGGUAUGCAGCUUAACAGCUGCUUUUCAGUACCAACCACGGUAUCAUUUUAUCUCGGAUAAUUUCUUGGACUCGAGAAUAUAACUUCACGUUGGCUCUUUUUAGGUAGAAUACGUUAAUAAAUGGUUAUACUAUUACUUUCGAUAAUUUCUAGGGAACAUCAAAUAGGAUUUGAUCAGUUUGGAGCUCUGAAGGGCCUAGUGAAAAUUGGAAAUGACUCCACAGAAUACUAUCUGAACCUACCAUGUUGUCGGAAAAAGGACUUUGGCAUCGGAGACAGGUUCAUAGUAAACAGGGCGCUUAAAAUCCUUAUUGUGGACGAAUAUGGCAAUUUGAUACACUUAAUUUUAAAGUCUUUUGAAGAAGGAUGCUCUCAGGUAAAUCAUGGAACUGUAUACACGAGCGACUACAAGCUUCUAACAUUAAAAGGCAUUGAUAUAAGACUUGUCGAUAUAGCACCUGACAAAGUUUUCCCGGAAAUGAUGACAGUGCAUGUACAGACGGAGAAGAGAGUCUUCAAGUGCAUCAUCCAUUUGAAUAAAAAAAGAAUGACCACUGGUGCAAUCGACAGAAAAUACGGAUAUGAAAUAUUCAAUGUACCAGCUGAGUGUGACGUUAACUGUUUCCAGGGCAAAGGCAUUGUAGAAUUUUGGUACAAGAAAAAAGGUUCCACUUUUUAUAUACCACUGCCAAGGCUUCACGAGAAGGAAGUCAGUCCUUUACCUAAUGAUCUAAUCGUCGAUAUGCAGAGUGAUCAUGCAAAAGUCCUAAGCAUGACAGGUGGAAAAGGAAAUUCCUUGGCACUUCUGACAUCCUUGAAUUCGCAAAUGUUUUCAGUACCAGAAGGGUUCAUUGUUACUGUCAAUUCAUACAAAAAACAAUUAGCAAAGUAUCCGGAAUUGCGGAAAGCAAUAUCAUCGAUAGACGACAUUUGUUGUGGAAAAAGCGAGGGUGUAUUGGAAAAUGUAUGCAAAAGGUCAGUUGAAUUAUUUAAAAGUUCUAAGCUUGCUGAAGAAAUAGAAGAAGCGAUCAAAAACCAACUUAAGAUAUACGACAGCGAUAUGAAAAGUGGAUGGGCAGUGAGAUCAUCAGCUAUAAGAGAAGACUCUGAGGAACUAUCUGCAGCAGGUCAGAACGAGACGUUUUUAGGUUGUCAGACUGUUGAACAAAUUUUGGACUCCGUUCUAGCAUGUUGGGGCUCACUUUUCACCUACCAAAGUGUCAAGUAUAGAUGGCAGCACGGACUACCAAUUCAAUCCGACAUGGCCAUUGUAGUACAAAAGAUGGUACCAGCAGAUUGUGCUGGGGUACUCUUCACUUGUCAUCCUACAACAUGUAACCCUCAAGAGAUGGUAGUUACCUCAAACUUUGGCCUUGGGGAAACCGUCGUUUCAGGUGAGAGCGAUCCUGAUACAUUCGUUAUCCGAAGAACUUGGGACGGGAAGUUAUCUAUAUCAAGCAGCAGUUUGGGAUUGAAGAACAUAGUCAUGAAGAUGGCUACUGAUGGGGUUAAAGAAAUUAGUGAUAGAAGAGCCGGGCAAUUCAGUCUAAGCGAAGAACAAGUUUUGUUGCUAGGCGAAGUUGGGAUUCGACUUGAGGAAGCUUUCGGUAACCCAAGAGAUAUUGAGUGGGCUUUUCGUGAGGGCAAUCUGUAUCUGCUGCAAUCAAGGCCAAUCACAACUCUGAGCUUAUGGUCCGAUUACGAGUUUGACCACGAAACAGAUUCACCAAUCCUCACAAAUACAUCGGUUCUUACUAUAGCCAAUGUGAAAGAGGUGAUCCCAAAUAGUAUGACGAUUUUGACAGAGACAAGUGUGAUAAGAGAAGUUGAUGCAUCCAUACAAAAAUUUGCCAUAGAUAAUUAUGAUCCUUGCUCAUCAAAGGGCUUGAGGCCAUUUAUGCACCAUGCUAUGCUGGACGUUGUAGCUUCAAUCCACAAAAAUGUAGCAAAAGAGGUCCACGUUAGUUCACUGAUAUUGGAUCUAGCUAUUUUUGGCCAUCCGGUUCUGGACAAUAAGUUGAACCAUAUAUUGAUAAAAAGAAAUGGGAUAACGCCAAUCAUAUCAAAGGUGAAAGACUUUCUUCGAGUCAUAAAUGCAGUUUUGAAGAACAAGCAAAUUCUGAAGGAGAGUGUUGAAGCAGCUAAAAGGAUAAGCUUGGAAGAGCUAAAAGGACCAAUGCCUAUAAUCUAUAAUAAAAUUAAAGAAGCCUUAAAGGAUUUGGAGAUUGUAGCCCUUUGUCAUUCUAGAACAUCUACAGUAUCAGUAUUCUAUCAGGUUGUAGCGAUAAAUGUAUUGCUAGAAAGGCAAAGUGAAUUAUCAACGGAUCACUACGCAGAUUUUGCAGCAAUAUUAUCAUCAUGUGAAGAUGUGGUUUCAGCAGAAAUACCUUCGUAUUUAGAGAGUAUAUCUAAAAUUGUGCGGGAUCAUGGACUUGCUGAAGAAUUUUGCAAAUUAAAAGCUUAUGAAGCAAUCGAGUGGUUAGAGCAAAACUGUCCUGAGGCUAACAAAGUUCUUCUAGAGUUCCUUAACAAACAUGGCCACAGAAAUCUAGGAGAGUUUGAGGUAAUAGAAAAAUCUUGGGCUGAAGAUCCUACCCAGCUUAUACCAAUGCUUCAAGCUAACGCAAGAAACGAGAAAAAAGUACAAAAUUCCAAACAUACGGUGGAUGAAAUUGUAGCAAAGCUGAAAUCGCCAAAAAGUAACAUUACAAGACACAUAGUAAAAUAUCUUAUGAAGAAAAUUAGAGUGGCUGUUGGUGUUAGAGAACAGAGCAAGUCUGAAUUUAUUAGAGCAACCAACAAAAUCAGACUAGGGUUCAGAGCCUUGGGGAAACAAAUGGUUCAGCACGGGAUGUUGCCAAGUGCUGAGCUGAUCUACCAUUUGACGUUAUAUGAGUUAGGGGAACUUAUAAAUGAGAGAAAUCCAGUAUUAGUGACAAGGGCUGUGAGAAGGCAAAGAUUAUAUAGCAAGUGGAAACAUUUGAGAUUUCCGGAAUUAAUGUAUGGGAUACCAGUUCCUGAAAAUCUGGAAGACAGACACGCUAUGAUAAUAAGUGACGCAGGUGUAUGUAGAGGAACACCUGUAUGUACAGGAGUUGUCAAAGCAAGAGCAUGUGUUAUAAAUACUUUGGAAGAAAUUGAUAAACUUCAAACAGGGGACAUCCUGAUCACGUAUAGUACAGACAUUGGCUGGUCACCAUAUUUUCCAAUGCUGUCUGGACUCGUGACAGAAUUAGGAGGCUUGGUGUCCCACGGUGCUGUUGUUGCCAGGGAAUAUGGACUUCCAUGUAUUGUAGGUGCCAAAGAUGCUACGACUUAUUUUAGGACUGGUGAUACUGUUAUUUUAAAUGGAGAUAUUGGCCAAAUUGGGAAAGGUUGAAAUAAACUGAAUUUUUGUUAAAAUGCACCGUCUCCUGCAUUUCUAUUAAACCCUUAAAGUUAUAGAUUUCUGGAAAGGUUGUAAAUAUAAAUACUAGCCUUAGAAUAGCAAUUGCGAGAGUCCGUAGCAUCUUUCAUUUUUGUACUGUAUUGUUUUGUUGCUUUAUCAAUUGGAAUAUUGGUUUUCUACUGAAUUAAAUCAUUUCUACUCGUCUUAUUAAGGCAGUCUUAGGCAUCCUUAGAUGUUUAAAGGCGCUUCAAAUGUUUGAGAGUCAAUGAGCCAAACAUGAGAUUAGGUCUGUUUACGGUUUCUUGGGAUUAUGUCACAAUGUGCUACGAAAUAAGUACAUAGGUAAUUGUACCAUAUUCGGAGCUUAACUCCACCAAGGAUAAUUAUGCACUAAACAAGCUGAUCCUUAACGCAGCUACCACUCGCUCUUGUACACACAUGAAUUGUGCAAUAGAGUAUCGUUAGUUUCAUUCACAUUCUGAACAUACUCAAUUAAAUUUAAAACAGACUAUCUGAAAUUGUUGCUGUAUCUCCAGGCGUUGCUAGGUUUUAUAUCAACAAAAGAUAAAGUCAAAUCCGACGCCCAUGCGAAGCACGCUGUAAUGAAAGUGACAAGUACAAAUGUGAAAGACUUGUACGUUGAGGUGAAAACUUUGGAGGCGACGUGACAAAAAUAAAAGAUGGCCGUGGGAUUAUAAAAGCAAACGUCCGCGCGUAGAAGUUGAUUUCCUACGUCUCUAUAUGGAAGAUGGUAGUAUUGUGGUAAAUCCUGUACGAGUAGUUUAACUUAGACCUACCGUGAUAAGACCUAUAGUUAAGGUUCAAUACAAUCUAA
Messenger RNA from Acanthoscelides obtectus, 5486 nucleotides. Lineage: Eukaryota; Metazoa; Arthropoda; Insecta; Coleoptera; Chrysomelidae. The record is from the annotation of a GenBank genome assembly.